GUGAGUUCGGGCCUUUUUCCGGGACUCACUCGCGCGGCCGGCGAGGUCCCCCUAGAGACUACAAUUCCCAGCGGGCUGUGCGCCAGGAGCCGGCGCGUUUUGCUGUCGGAAGUGCGCUCCAGCUCGGUUCCCCCCAACUGCUGCCCCGAGCCGGAGCCGCCCAGUAGCCGAGGGACCGGGGCCGCUGGGGUCCGGACAGGGGUCGCCAUGAUCCGCUUCAUCCUCAUCCAGAACCGGGCGGGCAAGACGCGGCUGGCCAAGUGGUACAUGCAGUUCGACGAUGACGAGAAGCAGAAGCUCAUCGAGGAGGUGCACGCCGUGGUGACCGUGCGCGACGCCAAGCACACAAACUUCGUGGAGUUCCGGAACUUCAAGAUCAUUUACCGCCGCUAUGCUGGCCUCUACUUCUGCAUCUGCGUGGAUGUCAACGACAACAACCUGGCCUACCUGGAGGCCAUCCACAACUUCGUGGAGGUCCUAAAUGAAUAUUUCCACAAUGUCUGUGAGUUGGACCUGGUCUUCAACUUCUACAAGGUUUACACGGUCGUGGACGAGAUGUUCCUGGCAGGCGAGAUCCGAGAGACAAGCCAGACCAAAGUGCUCAAACAGCUGCUGAUGCUGCAGUCCCUGGAGUGAGCCUGGCUGCCCCCCUUCCUUCCCUGCCUGCUUCCCCUUCCUCAGCUGCCCCGGGGAGGGGCCACAUGGGAGCAGACUGCACCCCGCAGCUGGCCUCGGGCUCCCCUACCCCCACCCUGAGUGGGUCGAGGCCGCCCCCUUCGUGCCGACUUGCCGUGCCGUGGUGUGACGCUGUGCUGUGGCGUGUGGAGUUCCCAAUAAAC
Messenger RNA from Suncus etruscus (white-toothed pygmy shrew), 839 nucleotides. It is a transcript of the gene AP2S1, whose product is annotated as adaptor related protein complex 2 subunit sigma 1. The transcript is spliced from 5 exons. NCBI's taxonomy places the organism in Eukaryota, Metazoa, Chordata, Mammalia, Eulipotyphla, Soricidae. The coding region runs from base 208 to 636 and encodes 142 amino acids. Gene Ontology annotation, cellular component: intracellular membrane-bounded organelle; AP-2 adaptor complex; membrane coat. Gene Ontology annotation, biological process: intracellular protein transport; clathrin-dependent endocytosis. Gene Ontology annotation, molecular function: clathrin-cargo adaptor activity. The record is from RefSeq and is a predicted model, not a curated record.